AUGACCAUUGUAGAAUGGGCAGUCCCUCCCUCCGGCCAGGUCUCUCCCCCUCUGCGAGAAGGUCUUUGCCGUAGCUGGAGUUACACGGGGGACAUAUUUGUUGGGGGUCUCUUCAUGUUCUUCCUCAACGAUCUUGCAAAGACCACUGUCAGUGAGCCAAGACCACACUUUUGGGAUACCUGCAGGCCGAACAUAACGGCAGAGCAGUGUAGACAGCCAUUUGUUUUUCUCUCAUGGCGUGAUUGCACAAAUCCUCUGAAGCAGUCACAUCCUCGACUUAUAGAUUCCAUGAAGUCAUUUCCAUCAGGUCAUGCAUCCUUAUCUGUCUUCUCAUCCAUAUUUAUGAUGGUAUACAUCAAGCAAAGAAUAUGGGGUCGCUCAUCACGGCUGUUGGCACCAUGGAUACAGCUAUUGUGGGCAGUGUGGACCUUGUAUUGCUGUCAGUCCCGUAUAGCAGACAACCGACAUCACUGGUGGGAUGUUCUAGCUGGAGGCAUUUUAGGAGCAGUUGCUUCCUUUUUAACGUUGCAUUACUUUUCAAACUGGUUCAAGAGAGAGGAUGACCUGGGAGUCUCUGGUGACCCAGGUUACCAUCGGCAGGAGGAGAGAACCUCUCGUUAUUCCCGUACCUCAAUCAAACGUCUGAUUUCAAGUAAUUCAGACAUGGAUAACCACAACGACCUUCGUUUAGGUGACCGGGAACUAAGAGACAUUAAUGGCACACCAUAGCUUUAAUUGUAAAAUGUUUUAGUCACAAAUCUAACAUUUAAUUUCAUUAUGUGUAUAUAUAAUAUUACGUCUACUUUUAUGUUGUAAGAUAUGAUUAAAAGCCUAUAUUUUUGUAAUGUACGUAUAUUUUCCUCUGUUCUAUGUAAUAAAAUUAUCUACACCAUUUUAUUGACCAUUGGAUGAAGCCAGUAACUUUUAUUUAUUUUAAAUAAAAGUUUUAGUAUCUAGUACAAUGUGUAAGUACACCAUAUGAAAUAUUUAGAUUAUCAUGUUAAUUUUGUAAUAAAAUAAUAAAAUAUUG
Molecule: messenger RNA, 1030 nt
Organism: Penaeus vannamei (Pacific white shrimp)
Lineage: Eukaryota; Metazoa; Arthropoda; Malacostraca; Decapoda; Penaeidae
Source: RefSeq, a predicted model, not a curated record